UCAUGAUCUAGGUUAUGUUUCCCAUUGGCCAGUGUAAACAAAAUUUUGCUAAUGUGUCAAAAUUUUAUCUUCAGUUGCCGGCAACACUCAUUUCUGUGUCAAUAGGGUCUUUAAAUUUUGUUUAAGAUGGCUAUGUCUAGUGGAAUGUCAUUCAUAAUGUCAUCAGUUCUGGCUGUUCUGUUGUUUUCUGGCAUGCAAAUGUAUCGGCAGUGGUUAGCUUCAUCCCAGAUUCAAACAAUUCUCGGUGGAUAUCUUGGAUCACUUCUUUUUAUCCUCUCAUUGACUGCUGUAGGCAAUGUCCAAGCUGCUUUGUUUGGAAAAGGUUUUCAAAUCAAACUCUUCCCUGAAGUAUUUAUCUGUUUCCUUGUGGCAUUAUUUUCCUCUGGGAUGGUGCAUCGAGUUUGUAUAACAACAUGUUUCAUAUUUUCUACUGUUUCAUUGUACUACAUCAACCGUAUUUCUCAGAAGACUUAUUCAGCAGUUCAUCAUUCGGCACCAUUGGGUAAAAAGAAAAAAUAAGUGCUGAAUGCAAGAAGAAGGUGAGGACAGAACUUUCAAGCAAUUGGCAAUUGUGAAUAAUUUUAAUACUUAAAGUUUAGAUUGUAACUACUUAGAAAUCUUGUAAAUAUCUUUUAAUUUCCGUGUAUGAACAAAACCUAGAUUAAAAUAAAUUUAAUUGUAACCAAAAAAGUAUUUCUGGUGGAAUAUCAUACAUAAAAGUUGGCUCUCGUCUUUUCAACUAGAAA
This is a messenger RNA of Bemisia tabaci, 746 nucleotides long. Its product is annotated as protein KRTCAP2 homolog. NCBI's taxonomy places the organism in Eukaryota, Metazoa, Arthropoda, Insecta, Hemiptera, Aleyrodidae. The record is from RefSeq and is a predicted model, not a curated record. Gene Ontology annotation, biological process: protein N-linked glycosylation.